GUUGGUGAGCGGAUUCAGGAGCCACGGAGCGGACUGACAGACAGGUCUGACCUCCCCCUCGGCACUUUUUCUCCCUCCCCUCCCCUGUGCCCGAGCAGCGAGAAAAUACACGAGGAAGGACGUGCAGUGUCUUUUACGCACCGGCCACGCAGCAUGUCCCAGGCGGACUAGAGAGAGAGAGACAGAGAGACAGAGAGAGAGAGAGAGAGAGAGAGAGAGAGAGAGAGAGAGAGAGAGAGAGAGGAGUACUUACAAUAGAAACUCAAUUCGUUCGCAGGAGAAGAAUAGAGGAGAGAGAGAAAGAGGAGGAGGAGGAGGAGCGAAAGAUAACACUGGAAUGAAGUGGACCUCGGGAUUCCCGGCGUGCUGCGGAGUUGUGACUGAUGGAUGAACGUGGCCAUCUGUAGGUCUAUAAACGGCGACAGGUACGGACACCACCGGGGCAGCCUCCACACAGACCCGGGGCAGCCUCCACACAGACCCGGAGCAGCCUCCACACAGACCCGGCGCAGCCUCCACACAGACCCGGGGCAGCCUCCACACAGACCCGGAGCAGCCUCCACACAGACCCGGAGCAGCCUCCACACAGACCCGGGGCAGCCUCCACACAGACCCGGGGCAGCGCUCCAUCGGCAGCCGCAUCGCUAAAUCCUAUCUCUCCAACAAAAAUAAAUAAUAAAUCAACACAGAUUGGUUGGAUCCGUCUCAUCGACACGUCAGAAGGGCUGUUUUCUCUGGUUUUUUUGUUGUUGUUUUUCUUUUAUCGGUUCUGUGUCUCAGCCACAGGUCAACCAGGACACUCGGGUUCUGCUCUGCUCGCCCUCCCCAGAUCCGACCCAGCACCGGGGGGGCUUUUCAUCGCCAGUCUCUGCGGACAGUUCAGUCGAGGACACACCGUAGUGUCUGUAACAGAUUUUUUAUUUUUUAUUUCCCCCCCCCAAAAAAAGGGUCGGACAGAAGGACAUGUAUCCGAUAACGACCUCACAUGCUCCCGACUGAUCGCUGCUCACCUUCCCACCGGGCGAACCGCAGAUAGAGGCUGCCAGGCGCACCGCGUCCGACGCUCCUGAGUUUUCUCGGCUCGCUUGUCCGUACGCUGACCGAUCAAGAAUGGCGGGACUCGGUUGUUGGAAGUAUUACCUCUGGAUCUUUAUUUUAAUGUGCAGGUCGGCGUUAACCUCGGCCAAAUCGCUGGAGACUAUAAUCUGGAGCUCGCAGAAUUCCAAGUUUGUGGCUGGACAGGGCCUUGUGAUCUACCCAGACAUCGGGGACAAGCUGGACAUCAUCUGUCCCAAAGGGGACCAAGGCAGAGACUAUGAGUUCUACAAGCUGUACCUGGUGAAGAGGGAGCAGGCUGAGAGCUGCAGCACAGUCCUCGACCCCAACGUCCUGGUCAACUGUAACAAGCCUGAGAAGGACAUCAAGUUCACCAUCAAGUUCCAGGAGUUCAGCCCCAACUACAUGGGCCUGGAGUUCAAGAAGAACGUCAACUACUACAUCACCUCAACCUCCAACGGUAGCGUCGAGGGCCUGGAGAACCGGGAGGGAGGCGUGUGCAAGAGCAGAGCCAUGAAAGUCAUCAUGAAAGUCGGGCAAGUCCCGAACGCAGCAAACCCCGUGGCUCCGGACGCUACAGAGAACAACGCCAUACCGGAGUCCAGUCCCAGUCCGCCUAACCAGGGUCGGAUUGGGCCCGAGAUGCCAGGAAACACUGACAUGAAUCAGGACCAGUCUGGCUCCUCGGGAAACUCGGACGGCAUCCUGGGCUCCAAAGUGGCCGUGUUCUCCGCCAUCGGGGCCGGCUGCAUCAUCUUCCUCGUGCUCAUCCUCCUCCUCGUCAUCCUGCUCAUCAAGAUGCGCAAGCGCUCCAGGAAAAACGGCCACUCGCAGCCCCGCCCCUCGGCGCUGUCCCUCAGCACGCUGUCCAAUCCCAAGAUGCCCGGGGGCACGGCUGGCACGGAGCCCAGCGACAUCAUCAUUCCGCUGCGGACAGAGAACAACUACUGCCCUCACUAUGAGAAGGUGAGCGGCGACUAUGGCCACCCCGUCUACAUCGUCCAGGAGAUGCCCCCGCAGAGCCCUGCCAACAUCUACUACAAAGUCUGACGCGCUCCACACACACAGCCAGCGACACGGUUCGGGAGAGGGAAAGAGAGGAGCGCUUGAUUUAUGUCCUUGGGAAGAACACUUUCCUUCGCAUUUUUGGGGACUUGAUGCGUCUUCAAGCCCAGUAUUAUUUCUACCACCUGCUGCACAAAUCUGGAGAGACGAGCACUGACCAGUGACCAGCGGGGUUACGAGCUGACUGAUGAGAGAGGUUUAUUCUGUUUGUUUUGGGUUGUCUGACAAU
Anoplopoma fimbria (sablefish) is the source of this 2350-nucleotide messenger RNA. It is a transcript of the gene efnb1, whose product is annotated as ephrin-B1. Bases 1111 to 2106 code for a protein of 331 amino acids. Gene Ontology annotation, cellular component: plasma membrane. Gene Ontology annotation, biological process: ephrin receptor signaling pathway; axon guidance. The record is from RefSeq and is a predicted model, not a curated record. NCBI's taxonomy places the organism in Eukaryota, Metazoa, Chordata, Actinopteri, Perciformes, Anoplopomatidae. The transcript has 5 exons. Gene Ontology annotation, molecular function: ephrin receptor binding.